UUAUUCAGCACAGAGUGACCAUGAAGGCAUUUAUCGUUCUAGCGUUGUGCGUGGCGUCCGCUUUCGGGGGAUACCAGGAGGACUUAUGGCUCGAAAAAAAUAGUGUACGUCCGCUCGGCCUGGAGGAUUUCGUUGAGUCGGAGUAUACGGGAAGAAUUGUGGGAGGAAAUGAAGUUGGUAUUGCUCAGUUCCCAUAUCAGCUAUCGUUGCGCUCCAACGGUAACCACAUCUGCGGUGCUUCCAUCAUCUCCAGCAACUGGGCUCUGUCUGCUGCUCACUGUACUCACCCAAUGCCGUCGGUUGGCUCGAUCACCUUCCGCGGAGGUAGCGCUAGCCGAACUGCCGGAGGAACCAUUUUCCAGGCAGCACAGAUUGUGAACCACCCAUCGUAUAACCCAAGCACCAUCGAUAAUGAUGUUUGCGUCAUCCGUAUCACUACAUCUUUCACCGGAGCAAACAUUUCACCAAUCACGAUUGUGCCAAGUGGAACUAGCUUCGGAGCCGGUACUCGCAGUGUAGUAUCUGGAUGGGGUCUGACUGCUCCUGGAGGAUCUCUGCCUGUCAACCUACGAGCUGUGGACAUUCCAGUUGUUGCUCAAGCCACGUGCCAGAGUCAGUGGGGAGCUGGAAGAAUUACCGCGAACAUGGUUUGCGCUGGUGAGCCUGGACGCGACUCGUGCAACGGUGACAGCGGUGGUCCACUCGUUACUGGAGGACGCCAGUUUGGUAUUGUUUCUUGGGGCGCUGUACAGUGCGGUGGAAACCUGGCGGGAGUCUACGCUAACAUUGGCGCUGCCAGUGUUCGCAAUUUCAUUAGUUCGAACACCGGAGUAUUAUUUUUACAGCCCUGGGAACGUCGUGCGAUGAAGGUUUGGAUAUUCGUUUUUGUGGUUUUCGCGGUGACCGCAACAGUGUGCGCAGACGACGCGGAGGAAAAUGCAUGGCAGGCUGUGCAGCUGAUCCCAGAGGCGUCCAGGAUAUUCGUUUUGAGGCAUUCGAAGCGUAUGAUUGGAUUGGAGAAAAUCAUUGGUGGUCAGAAAGUUGAUGUGAAGAAUUUUCCAUACCAGUUGUCGCUGAGAAGUAAUGGGAACCAUAUUUGUGGUGGUUCGGUGAUUUCACCUGACUGGGCACUGACGGCGGCACACUGUCUCUAUCCGGGUCGAGAUGUUGCCACUAUUUCACUGCGGGCCGGCAGCAGCGGUCGUCUAUCUGGCGGACAAAUCUACAAUGUGUCACAUAUAAUUUUCCAUCCACAAUACAAUCCGAUGCUGUUUGAUAAGGAUGUGGCCUUACUGAAAGUUUUGCUUCCAUUCCAUGGCGAGAAUAUCGCUCCUGUGCUGUUGGUCAACGAGGGGUAUGAACCGGAGGAAGGCAUUCGCAGCAUGGUUUCAGGAUGGGGACGAACGUUAACUGAUACCAGUUUACCAACUAUGCUACAUGCGGUAGAUGUACCGAUCGUAGGAAGAAGCUCUUGUAGCGUUUCAUGGGGUGAAGGUCUCGUGACUAACGACAUGAUUUGCGCCGGUCAGCUGGGACGAGAUUCGUGCAAUGGCGACAGCGGAGGUCCGUUGAUAUCUGGCGGGCGUCAAAUCGGAUUGGUUUCCUGGGGUUCAACCGACUGUGGAGGACCAUUGCCAGCCGUUUAUACACAUCUGGCGGCGGCAAGCGUGAGGCGUUUCAUUCAACGUGUCGCAGGAGUGUAAGAUAAGGCAAGGCAAUUUCGUUGCUGUCGCAGAGCGCCUGAGAUAAACUUAUGACGAGCAUAUUACUCUAUUAUAUCAGUGAAAUUGCUAGUUAUCAACGCUAGAAACAGAAAAUCAUUUGCUACCGCCACCGAAUGCUUCAGAGUUUGUCCGGAUAAGAUAGCCGCCGUUGGUAGUAGUACUAAUUACGGAGUAUCACGGUAAAAAUGUGCGUUUAAUUUACCAGGCGCAUGUAAUAUUUAUGCUAUAGAAUCUUAUCUUAAAAAUGUUACGAGUGGAGCCGUUGUUAUUGAAUACAUGUUAGCAAUGAGUACUGCCAUUUCCUCUUUUUUUCUUCGAGAACUGUUUUGUCAUUAGGGUAGCUAAGUGCACAUAGGUGACAACCUGAUACCCACCGUAUAGUAUCAGUAUCAAAAAGGUGACUGAGUUAGUCUAAUGAGCCUAUUAGUUUGAGCAUAGAAAAUUUUAUGACAUUAAAAUAAGCAUCGGUUCAAUAACAUAUAGUGGUUAUCUUCUGUAUAGUGGAUCUCUUCAAAGAGUUUAAGAAAAUAUUCAAUUAAAAUGAUGAUUUUGUAACCAAUGUAUUGGAAGCACCUAUAAAAUGUAUGCAUGAGAUACUUUCAUUCUCUUAGGAACGUAACUAUACAAUGUUUCGAUUUCAAUGGUGUGUAAAAAGUGGAAAAUCAUUAAAUAUCUAUAGAUACUUUAGGCAAAUAAAAUCACACCGUUUUCUCAUUUUGA
Molecule: messenger RNA, 2444 nt
Organism: Wyeomyia smithii (pitcher-plant mosquito)
Lineage: Eukaryota; Metazoa; Arthropoda; Insecta; Diptera; Culicidae
Product: polyserase-2-like
Exons: 8
Coding region: 21-1703 (560 amino acids)
Biological process (GO): proteolysis
Molecular function (GO): serine-type endopeptidase activity
Source: RefSeq, a predicted model, not a curated record